CGGUUACCUUUCUGUAUAUCAGCCCUGAGGCUGCCAUGAGUGACUUGUCCCUGCUGUUUAUGGCUGGAGCAAACACAGUGGAAGAGCAGAGGGCUCGAUGGGAGAGAAAGCGCAGCCGGAUAGCCAUGGAGCUGCUGGAAACUGAACACCAAUACCUUGAGCAGUUGGAUUUGGUUGUCACAUUCUUUGUGACAAUUUUAAAGGCCAAAGGGACGCUGAAACCUGCUGUGUUGGAAACCAUAUUUGGACCCCUGGAAUCCAUAUGUUCGGCCAGCCAUGUUCUGUCAUUUCACCUGGAGAGAGGGAAUUUGGGACCAGGAUUGGAAAAUUUCUGUCAGAGUCUGGAGCUUUAUGGCCACUACGCUGAGAAUUUGGAGCAGGCAAAUAAAACCUUGAAGGAGCAACUGAGGAAAAGUAAGUCAUUCCGACGAUUUAAGAAACUCCAGGAGACUCGACCUCAGUUCCAAGGGAGGAAACUAGAGGAUCUGCUUCCUUUGCCCCUGCAGAGGUUGCACCAGUACAAGCAUUUCCUCAGAGACCUGCUGGAGAACACCAGCCCAGACAGUGCCGAGUACCAGAAACUUGCAAAGCCUGUGAAAACUGUUUCUGAAGUAUCUCAGUGGGUCCAAGACAUCAUUCAUAAGAGAGAGAACUCAUUACAGCUACUUCGGGUUCAGAAGCUACUCAAAGGACAGAAGACCCAGGUUUUGACUCCAGGGCGCUGGUAUAUCCGGGAAGGCUGGCUUUUGGUGGUGCCUUCAAAGGGAGAAGAACUGAAGCGCAGGAUGUUCUUCCUUUUUUCUGAUAUCUUUAUCGCAACAAAGCCCUGCCACCCACUGCACCCGCUGAACUCGAACAAAUUGGCAUGCCAGGCUGUCUACCCGCUUCACCAGUGCAUAGUGGAUAAAGUGUUCGGCCACACGCAGAGCCAAGGAGGGCUCCUCAGUCUUUCCUUUCCACACAAGACACUGUUGCUGAUGUCCAGUGACCAAGAAGAUAUUAAUGACUGGUAUCGGAGUCUCACAGCUGCAGUCAGGCAGCUGAAAGCCUGACCCACCUGAGUACAAGACA
Leptosomus discolor (cuckoo roller) is the source of this 1071-nucleotide messenger RNA. The record is from RefSeq and is a predicted model, not a curated record. NCBI's taxonomy places the organism in Eukaryota, Metazoa, Chordata, Aves, Leptosomiformes, Leptosomidae.